Molecule: messenger RNA, 1694 nt
Organism: Astyanax mexicanus (Mexican tetra)
Lineage: Eukaryota; Metazoa; Chordata; Actinopteri; Characiformes; Acestrorhamphidae
Gene: c2h11orf96
Product: chromosome 2 C11orf96 homolog
Exons: 1
Coding region: 407-778 (123 amino acids)
Source: RefSeq, a predicted model, not a curated record
GCAAGGGCUGGAUUUGUCUCUGUCAGUAGCUCUCACAGAAACGACCCAGAUACACAGCCACUGGCACAAGGAAGCAGGAGACUGCCUGUGAAAAACGCAUUGCGCUGCUGAGCGAGACACAGAGACCAGAGAGAUCCAGAGACUACUACAGUACUAGAGGGGAAAAAAGGACCUGGUGGACUGACAAUCAUCAUCAAAGCUCCAGGAUAAUCAGGCAUUUUGGAAGAGUGCCGAGAUCUGGAAGUGCUUUAAACUGAGUGAGAACACUUCCACUCUUUUGGCUAGAGGAGAAAUAAGCCAAAACUCAGCACUGGAAUCUUCUUCAAAGAGAGAUAAGGGGAGUGAAGGAGCAGAAACAUCUACUGCACCCCAGAAGACAAACGCUGAGCGUUUUCCAUCUCCACCCAUGGCCGCACGUCCAAUGGAGACAGUGGGUUUCCCCAUGAUUCCAGCUCACGUACUGGCUUCUGCCAUGGAGGAGUUCCCUCAGCAGCUCCCUGUACCCAAGGGCCCGGCCAAGGGGCGCAGUCGUCCCCGACGACCCCGAGAGGCCCGUUUCAAGACCCAGCCCGUCACCUUCGCAGAGAUUGCAGAGGUUGAGGAGGAAGGGGCUUCACCGCUGGAGGAGGAGAGAGCCAGACGCUCCUUCCUGCAGUCGCUGGAGAGCCUGAGGAGAAGCACACAGGCACUGCACCACACAGGCUCCACACACUCUGGCAGGACCAGCACACCCACGCAGGCCAGCCUGGACUCCAGUGACUCGGACUCAGCCCCCUGAAGAGACUCAGAGAGUGAGAGGAGGAUACAAGAGGGAAAGAAAAGAGAUGGGUGAAAGAAAGAGGGCUGUGAUGUUGAGUGUUAAAUCCUCUCCUCUGCUGUAAUGCUGUAAAAGCUGUUCUGCUGACUUUACUGGACUGGAUUCCAGUGAAUAUUGCACAUAUCCUUCUCUUGAAGCAUACUUUGCCGCUAUAACUUAGUUACGGUAUCUUACGCACAUCCUUGUGCCAAACUCCAGUCAAGCCAAGCAAUGGCAGGCUGAAUAUUGAUUAUGCUUUUUAGCUGUAGCAUUUUAACAGCCUUUUCAUUCUAACAACUUAAAUAUUCCAAAAAAAGAUGUUUCUUCAUUUGCAAAAUAAGACUUGAGGCCGUUCUUUAUAAGCUUUAAAGAUAGGUAGAUCAUAUACCUGUUCUUUUUCUGUUCCAAUCAAAAGAGCAGAAACACUGUUUAAUCAUUUCAUCUUUUUGCCUGGUUAGAGAUUAUAGAAUAGCUUUUUCAUUGUCCAGCUCGGACUUCCGUUAGUUCAUCUUUAACACUUCAUCUUCAUAAUUAUGCAGUCAAAUCAUUGACAGCACACACACACACACACACUGCAUAGGAGACAAUGUUUCACAAUGAUGAUGUUACUUGAGUCUGCCAACUUAGUGUACUUACUAAUGAACUCAGAGAUGAUCAAAGUAUUUUCUUGCAAAAGUUACAGAUAUUUAUUUACAGAUUAUCUUGUUGAUAUAACUAAGAGAUUAGAAAUGUUAGAAAUGUUUUGUUGACACUGUGGGCUUGCAAGGUCACUAUUGCAGAAAAACAAAUUAUGGAACUAUGAAUAUAUGAUGCCUUUAUAUUUUUGUUUUACAUUUAUUAUCUUUGUAAAAAGUCAUUUCUUACUUACUUUAAUAAAUAUAUACAUAUAUAAAUAUAA